Eublepharis macularius is the source of this 6508-nucleotide messenger RNA. It is a transcript of the gene SLC39A14, whose product is annotated as solute carrier family 39 member 14. Gene Ontology annotation, biological process: zinc ion import across plasma membrane; intracellular zinc ion homeostasis. Bases 808 to 2271 code for a protein of 487 amino acids. Lineage: Eukaryota; Metazoa; Chordata; Lepidosauria; Squamata; Eublepharidae. Gene Ontology annotation, cellular component: membrane. The transcript is spliced from 10 exons. Gene Ontology annotation, molecular function: zinc ion transmembrane transporter activity. The record is from RefSeq and is a predicted model, not a curated record.
CCUUUGCUCUAACAUUGGUCCUAGAGUGGUUGUCUUUGUGCCACAUACCUCCGUGGUGCGUCCAAUUGGUUUGAAGACUCUUUAAGUAACGCUCUGGAUGUGAACCAGGGAACUCUCAUAUGAGCAUGCCCAUCUGGAUACUCUCAGGGUGCUUUAUUCCAUUUUUCUCCUACAUUCUCUCCAUACUCCAGACACCAGUCUUUUUGUGCUACAUUGCAAAUUUUUGCUUUAACCUUCCAGGUUUUUUUAAAAAAUUAAGUAUUGAAUUUGUAUCCCCCUCCCCUUUUUUUUUAAACAGAGUCCUCAACGUGAUUCAUAAUAUUUGGGGGGAAAUGCAACAUUUUGCUUUUCAGGUUAGGCAAACUGAACCCCUUAAGAACCAAAUAUAAAUAAAAUGUCCUCACAAAUGGCAAACAGGGGGGAGGAGGAAAGUAGAAAGGGUAACUGUAAGUUGAGCCAAGAGCAGGAGCCCUUCCUUCCUCUCCUGGCUCUUUCUGUCGCAGGGUGAUUGGCAGGAGAGCCAUACGUGUUUACUACAAGCUUCUCUGGACUGUGGCCCGUCACUCUGCGUCAUCUGAACCAUGCGCUCUGCACCUACACACUGUGCAUCAGCAGUAGGGCAACUAGAAAAGAGCAUUCUUGUAGGAGAAGUUGUUGUGUCUGCUACAAACCUCAUCUUGCCUCUGCGCCCUUUAGACUUGUCCUAACUGUGAAUGUGUAGAAGGAACCAAAUCCACACGACUGUUCCUGUGCUGAAUCAUAAGGCAUACUGAGGCUUACAGAUACUGUUGCUCAGUUGGUAUUGUCAUGAUGUUUUGGAACAUGGGACCCCAAGGACGUCUCUUCCAGCUUUGCCUGCUGAGUUUCGCCUCUUGUGCAUGGGCUGGCACAGAAACCUUGUCACAGCCUCCCAUCACUGCAGCCUCCUUCGUGCAAGACCUCUUCUUCCGAUAUGGAGAAAACGACAAGCUCACUCUGCAGCAGCUUAAGGCUCUAUUGAACCGCCUUGAUGUGGGAGUUGGGCGGGACAAUGUUAGUCACAUGGAACAGCAUCACAAGAAUCUUUCCUGGUGCUUCAGUUCCUCAGAGCUCUUUGCCACCCACAAUCUGAGUGAAGAAUCUCACCUUGGCCAGCGGGAGUUCCAGGAGUUCUGUCCAACUAUUCUGCAACAGCUGGAGUCAAAGGCCUGCAUGUCAGAGAACCUGGAGAAUGAAGAAAAUGAGCAGACAGAGGAAGGGAAACCCAGCUCUACAGAAGUUUGGGGUUACGGUUUCCUCUGUGUGACCGUAAUUUCCCUCUGCUCCCUGGUCGGAGCAAGUGUGGUACCUUUCAUGAAGAAGACCUUUUACAAGCGGCUGCUCCUCUACUUCAUAGCUCUGGCGAUUGGAACUCUCUACUCCAACGCCCUCUUCCAGCUCAUUCCUGAGGCCUUUGGAUUCAAUCCUCAGGAAGACUAUUAUGUCUCCAAAUCUGCAGUGGUCUUUGGGGGUUUUUACCUGUUCUUUUUCACAGAAAAAGUACUGAAGAUGCUUCUGAAACAGAAAGAUCAGCAGCAUCAUGGUCACAGCCACUACAGCCCUGAGACCCUCCCUUCCAAGAAGGACCAUGAGGAGGGCGUCACUGAGAAACUUCAGAAUGGGGACUUGGAUCACAUGAUCCCUCACAGGAAUAGUGAUCAGGAAUGUAAGACUCCAUCUGUAGAUAAGAUGGUUGGUUCCUUGUCUGUUCAGGACCUCCAGGCUUCUCAGAGCACAUGUUAUUGGCUCAAAGGUGUGCGCUAUUCUGACAUUGGCACUCUGGCCUGGAUGAUCACCCUGAGCGACGGCCUUCACAACUUCAUUGAUGGCUUGGCGAUUGGUGCCUCCUUCACUGUGUCAGUCUUCCAAGGGAUCAGCACCUCGGUGGCUAUUUUUUGUGAAGAAUUUCCUCAUGAGUUAGGGGACUUUGUCAUUCUGCUGAAUGCUGGAAUGACAAUUCAGCAAGCACUCUUCUUCAACUUCAUCUCGGCUUGCUGCUGUUAUAUCGGGCUGGCCUUUGGGAUCCUGGCUGGCAGCCACUUCUCUGCCAACUGGAUCUUUGCUCUAGCUGGUGGGAUGUUUCUCUAUAUUGCGCUGGCUGAUAUGUUCCCAGAGAUGAAUGAAGUCAGCCGAGAAGAUGAAAGAAAUGGCAGUGCUUUGAUUGCUUUUGCCAUCCAGAAUGCAGGCCUGCUGACAGGAUUCACCAUCAUGCUGCUGCUCACCAUGUAUUCUGGAGAGAUCCAGAUUGGGUAAAGAAAUGCUCAUCUGGUUGGGAAGAUCUUUCUCCCUGCAGGUAUAUGGACUGUGUAACCUUGCAAUGUCAAGAAUUACACAAAAAGAUGCUUUUGUUAAAGCUGCUUCAUAAGACUUCUUAUUGACUGACCUGCAGUGACUGCUGAAACUCCUUGCGGUGGGAUUAAGUGACCUAAGGAUCAUUUUCUAGUACAGCAGCCCCUUCUUCUUUCUCCUUUACACCCCUUCAGGUGCUUUUUAAAGGCCCCAUCCACAGGAGUUUAAAUUCUUACAUCCUUUUGGGGCGGACAGUGUACUACAAUGAACAAAACUCUUUCUGCUCCAGCAGGUAUGCCAGUGGAUCUGAAUGCCAGAGAGCUCAUCUCCCUCUCUCUCUGUCCCCUCCCCCCAUCUGUUCACAGGCAAUGUGAAUUGCUGAAGAGAAUAAUAUUAGUUCCCAGGACUAUUUAAUGUGCCCUGAUUGAAAAGGUUUACUGGGCAGUUUAAUUCAAAAUGCCUGCUUAAAAGAGACAUUUCCUCCUGCAAGGGAGAAAAGUUGAGUGCCUCUUCUACAAGGGUGGGUAUUUGCUGCAACACAUUAGGUGCGUAAUCCCUCCCCAGUACUUCCUUUAAAACUAAUUUUGUUCAGAUGAUGGCACUAGCUAAAAACCCUUCAGGUCCAAAAGGAAACGAAUGACUGGUCCUUUCUCCCCCACCCCCUACCACCAUUACAAGAUCUUUUAAGAGGUAAGCUUAUUCUUUGGAAGCUGCAGCAAAAUCUGCCUUCCUCUUAAUUUCUUUUGUCUUCCUUCAAAAGAUUCACGUAUGUGCUGGUCCCUUGAGCAUCUUCCUUAGGGUGAAUCUGACCGAUGGAGUGUCUUCUAAUCUCUGGCAAAGCCUGAGUUAUAUUAAGCAGUUCACUUGCACACUCUCGGGCUUCUGCAUCAGCCUGAGCACUCUAUGAAAGCUAAGCCCAAAUUGGGGGACCAGGUAGACUUGUCUUAAGGAGCUUUACUCCAGGACCAGACUUCCCAGAGUCACUAGGUGAACUGAUGUGUUAUUAUCAUAUUGAUAAUAUUGAGCUCUUCAGCUUUGGUCUCUAGCAAAUCUUCCAGCUUGCAUAAUCAGCUUGUGUGUGUUGCUUAAUCAAUGGGAAGCUGCAGUUCCUUAGCAAAGAACGGACUUUCCAAAUUCUUGCUGUUUUUUCUCCCUCAUCUCAAUUUGUGUGUGUUUGAAUUGCUCUGUUCUGUUGUAUAAGGGAAUAAAUCCAAUUUGGCUUGUGGUGCAAGAAAAAGUGGGACCACUCCAUUAUAUUUUCCUAUUAUGGAGAUCCUGACUAGGAGCUGGAUUCCACUCCUCCAAAGCUGGCCCAACAUAUAUUCAACUCCCAACAAAGCUGGCCUGAGGCUGGAUGUCCAAAUGGCACCUCCCUACAUCUUUCUUCCCCUUCUUGGAUCUUCCAAGAAGUUGUUCUGUACAAAUAAUUGAAGUGAAUGGGACCCUUAAUUUCUAACACUCAGUAUAAGCUGCUCUCCUGCCGCCAUCAGUCACAGGAAGCUGAAGGACCGUUUUAUAUAUACUAGCAUGGGAUGCAACAUGAUUCCCCUGGUGUGGACCAGGUGGUAACAAAUUACUUGCCUCCCAAAUAAGAUACUAGUUGGCUAGAAAAUAGCAAGCAUUCCCUUCAUCUAUGUAGGGCUUCGGUGUGAUUCAUGGGUAGAGCUUGACUUGUGAGUAGAGCAAUUUUGGGUAGGGUUUACAUUUCUUUUUAAAAAUUAUUAUAAAAUACAGUAUAUUUUACAGUAAAAGAAAAAGAUUUUACAAAAAAGUGCUUAUCUUUUAGAGCAUCCAACCAUACUUGUAAGAAUUUGUUUCUAAGCAAUAAAUUAAUGGGUUCCAUAUUGAUUCAAUAUCCUUUAAACUUUCACCUCUUUGUGAAGAAGAGGUUACUUUAAUCAUUACAUAUAUAUUCCUUUGAUUUUUUUUCUAUCCAUAGAUAGAUACAGCUUUGGAAAAGGGUCUUGUUUCCAAAAGCUAGCAAACACAAUGCAAGCAGCUGUGAUUAAGUUUUGGAUGACAUCUUGAAAAUAACCUGGAACCACUGAAAUGUAAUUCAGUAACAACAUUUCUGGUCUUCAUGAUAUAUCUAGCCCCAGACCUUGUUUCAUCUUAUCAUUAUUUCCUAGUAUUUUUUUUUCUUGUGGACACUGCCACCGCAUAUGAAUAAAAUCUGCAUUCAAAAUGUUGGCACCAGCAUUGGCCAGCUGAGGAUUUGUAUAUUUUAGCAAAAAUAAAAUAAUCUUGGUAUAAGGUAAGAGUUGAUAUUUCUGACUUGCAAGAGGAAAUCUUAUUAUGAGAGGUUGCUGGGGGCCUUCCAGCUUAGCAAAUUGAGCCAUGUUUUUUCAGAAGGUUGCUUCUUAAUCCUUGCUUUAAAGUUUUCAGAGAGAUGGCAUAAAUUCUUCAUGGCACCUGGGUUUAAAUCCCAGAUAAUUGGAGCUUGGGGGAAAUGAUACUGACACUAGAAAGGCCCAGAUCCAGUGCUGACCCUCCCCCUGCAAUUUAAUAUUAUUUAUAUUCAAAGAAUAAUGUAUUUACAGUCCUCUGGAAAAAAAAUGUAAUUCUAGCUGCUGGUGAUUAGCUCUGUUUAGACACCUCCACAGAUACCAUAGAAAAAGAGAACUUUGAGCAUGCUUAGGGAGUUAGGGUGCAGGGCAGAAAGCACAAAGAGAGCCUUUGUUGUGACAUCUCUUCUUUUUAAUAUUGGGGCAGAAAUUGGAACAGACUAGUAGGCUACCUGGAAAAAUGCUGCAGCACCACUGGAGGCCCCCCUGUAGUGUAGAUCAUCCAUUAGUUUCUACCAACACAUUUGGCCCUGAUACAGUUGUUUUAAGGGUCGUGAUAUACAUACAAUAGGAAUUGUAAUGCUUACUACUCUGUGACCCUAGUAGCUAUUUUGAAUAAAGAGGCUUGAAAUAGAACUUGAUGAGGUUUUCGCAUGCUCAGUUAAUCAUAAUGUCUUGAACCAACCUAUCUUAAAAGCCAUUAACUCCAUUUUGAUAAAUUACCAGUGUUGCCACAUGGUCUUUUUAAAGGCACCUUAUUUAUGUUUGUUCUAGAAGGAAAUUAUCUUGUCUUGUUUAUCAUCUUUCUGGUUUGUCGUAUCUCUGUGUUUCUCCACCUCAAUUGGAACUCUAAUUCAGACAUUCUAGUGGAGUUGUUCCCUGUCUCUGGCACACAGUCAUGCUAAAAUUAAGUGAAUCCUUUUUUGUGGAAAUAUCAGAAGUGAAUAGCUUGUUAACAAACAUAGACUGUCCUUUGGGUGAAGUUGACUAAAUAUGGGCUUAGGAUCCCAUUGAAAAUCUCCACUGUUGGAAGGAUUUCCUUCAGUUGAGUAUGACCUUAUCUGCCUGCCUCCUCCUGCUGCAGCCCAAAACACCUUCUAAAAUGUUGCUCCUGAGGGACAAAGGAUGUCUAGGGACUGCAGGGCUGCUGCAGGAAAGGGGAUUGGCAAAAUUAUUGUUGAUGUUUUCCACAGUGAAUACACUUGGUAGCACCCAGCUCAUGAUUUAGUCAUACGUGUCUUGGUUGGUUGGUUUUAAUCCUGGAAUUAACCUUUUAAAACUAAAACAAACUUCCCAUUGCAAUAGUGGGGAGGUACAUCUCCAAACCUUUUAAAUAGCUGUUAGCUCCUUGAAUUAUUGACUGCCAAGUUAGUAUUUUUGUUUAUUUCUAAAACUGGGUAGCUACAACAUACACAUCCUUAUUCAAAGCUGUUUCUAGCUGUUUACUACAAUUGUUUACAUUGUUUGAGUGCCCUUUUGGUGCGGAGCUGAGUUUAUUAGUUCAUAGAACGGUAUAGAGAAAGUAUAUCAAUAGGGACUCUAUAUGGAAGUAACUAUGAAAUUUGUAUCUAUAGGACUGCAGUCUUAAUCUGCAUGCCACUUUGGAAGCUAAGAAGGCUGCAGUCUUUUCUCUUUAAAGGAGGCAGGACAUACCACCUCUUGCUUGUACCAGAAUUGUUAUCCUUUGAUGAAAGGGGAAAAACCAAAACUGACCAAACAAUGUGCAGCUCUGUACUUUGAUUGCAUUUCUUUUAAUACGUCUGAUUUUAAAAGGUUGAUUCUCCCCACCCCAUUUCAGUAUUUGAAUAACUCAGGUGUUGAAAGAACUUGUUGAGACAAAGAACAUAACUUAUGUCAUGUGACCUUGUAAAGUUAUUUGUAAAAUUCCAUAAAUAAACUAUAUUCUGUAAUGACAA